This is a messenger RNA of Epinephelus fuscoguttatus (brown-marbled grouper), 6025 nucleotides long. RefSeq lists its product as uncharacterized. The transcript has 7 exons. Gene Ontology annotation, molecular function: GTP binding. NCBI's taxonomy places the organism in Eukaryota, Metazoa, Chordata, Actinopteri, Perciformes, Serranidae. The record is from RefSeq and is a predicted model, not a curated record. Bases 126 to 5159 code for a protein of 1677 amino acids.
CAGACAGUUAUAAACUUUCACUUUCAUCACUGAGUGUGUCGCAGCAAGAACUGCAGCAGGUUCUUCAGACGCAGCAGUUGGUCUUCAGCUGAAUUAGUGUCUGAUGUGUCCAGCACAGUGACAUCAUGGCGACUGCAGCACCAGAUGAUCUGCAUCCUCUGAAGCACAGUGGCAGCUUGGAGUUGCUGCCACCUCACAUGUCUGAGCUGAGGGUUGUUCUGCUGGGGAACAGCUGGUCUCAGAGGAGUUCAGUGGGGAACUUCAUACUGGAAGAGACUGUGUUCAACACUGAGGAAGAACCAGACCGCUGUCUGAGAGUCAGUGGACAGUUAGAGGAGAAAAAGAUAGUUAUCAUCAACACUCCAGAUCUGCUGCAUCCCAACAUUUCUGAAGACAAACUGUCAGAACAUGAAGAAAAGUGUGUGAGAUACUCUGAUCCUGGACCUCAGGUGUUCCUGCUGGUUCUACAGCCUGAAGACUUCACUGAGGAACACAAACUGAGCCUCUGCAGAGUCCUGAAACUCUUCAGUGAUCAAUCAUUUGAUCAUUCAUUCAUACUGAUAUCAACACCCAGAGAGGAGAGUUCAGGUUUCAAAGAUGAACCAGACCAGCCCUUAAAAGACAUGAUCAGAAUGUGUAGAUACAGAUACCUGAAGCAGAAGAACCUUGAACGUCCAGAGCUGUUAACACGAUUGGGUCAAACUGCAAAGGAGAACAAUGGAGAGCAUGUGAGCUGGGAUGUGUCUAUGGAUGAAGCACCUGCUCUACCAGCUGAUCAUCAAAGCCUGAAACAAAAAGAGAAACAGACUUCUAUCACAGGUGCUGUUAUAGCUGCUGUGUGUGAGCUGAGGGUUGUUCUGCUGGGGAACAGCUGGUCUCAGAGGAGGUCAGUGGGGAACGUCAUACUGGGAGAGACUGUGUUCAACACUGAGGAAGAACCAGACUGCUGUCUGACAGAAAGAGGACAGAUAAAGGACAAAGAAAUAGUUCUGAUCAACACUCCAGAUCUGCUGCAUCUCAACAUCUCUGAAGACAAACUGUCAGAACAUGUAGAAGACUGUGUGAGACUCUCUGAUCCUGGACCUCAUGUGUUCCUGCUGGUUCUACAGCCUGAAGACUUCACUGAGGAACACAAACUGAGACUCUGCAGAGUCCUGAAACUCUUCAGUGAUCAAUCAUUUGAUCAUUCAUUGAUACUGAUAUCAACACCCAGAGAGGAGAGUUCAGGUUUCAAAGAUGAACCAGACCAGCCCUUAAAAGACAUGAUCAGAAUGUGUAGAUACAGAUACCUGAAGCACAAGAACCUUGAACGUCCAGAGCUGUUAACACGACUGGGUCAAACUGCAAAGGAGAACAAUGGAGAGCAUGUGAGCUGUGAUGUGUCUGAGGAUGCACCAUCUGUUUUAAAAACCCCUGGGACUCACACAUCUGCACUUAGGAUUGUGCUGCUGGGAAAAAGUGAAGACAAACAGACAAAACUUGGGAACUUCAUCACUGGAGAGCAAAGUUUUCAUUACCAAAGAAGUUCCCCAACCAGACAGUGUGUGGCCACCUGUGGAGAGUGGAGAGGAAAACCAUUAACAGUAGUGAAAACUCCAAACAUCCUCAGUUUGUCUGUUGAAAUGCUGAGAAGAGAGGUGAAGAACUGUUUGACUCUUUCUCUCCCUGGACCAAAUGUUCUGCUGCUGUUAGUGAAACCUUCUGAGUUCACUGAGGAGAACAGACAAACACUGAAGUUCAUCCUGAGUCUGUUUGGUCAAGAUGCCUUUAAAUACUCGAUGGUCAUCAUGACACAUGAGGGGAGGAGUAAAAUGAGUGUCACUGUUAAUGAACUCCUGAGAGACUGUGGAGGAAGAUACUACAGUAUGUCUGAAGACAACCACACAUCACUGAUGGAGAGGAUUGAAGAAACAGCUAAUAAACACAUCAGGGCAGCUUUAAACCUGGUCCUGUGUGGGAGGAGAGGAGCAGGGAAGACUUCAGCAGCCAAGGCCAUUUUAGGUCACACAGAGCUUCAUUCAGUCUCCAGCUCAUCAGAGUGUGUUAAACAUCAGGGAGAGGUGUGUGGACGUUGGGUUUCCCUGGUGGAGCUGCCUGCCUUGUAUGGAAAACCUCAGGAGGCAGUGAUGGAGGAAUCAUUCAGGUGUAUCUCCCUCUGUGAUCCUGAGGGCGUCCAUGCCUUCAUCCUGGUCCUACCUGUGCGUCCCCUCACUGAUGAAGACAAGGGAGAGCUAGAGACCAUCAGGAACACAUUCAGCUCUCGAGUCAAUGACUUCACCUUGAUCCUGUUCACUGUGGAGUCAGAUCCUACAGCUCCACCUGUUGUUAACUUCAUAAAGAAAAACAGAGACAUCCAGGAGCUCUGUCAGAGCUGUGGAGGAAGAUAUGUUGUUCUCAACAUCAAGGACCAGCAGCAGAUCCCAGAGCUGUUGGAUGCUGUGGAAGAAAUGAAACUGAGACCCAAUAAAGACAAACCAUCUGGCUACACAACAGAAACAUACGCAUAUGUCCAAAUACAAAAGAUCAGCAAACUACAGGCUGAACUGAAGGACCUGAAAACAGAAAGCAAAAUCAGCUGUGAUGAAGAGGAGCAGAGCCCAGAGUGUCUCAGGAUUGUGCUGAUAGGGAAGACUGGCUGUGGAAAGAGUUCUUCAGGAAACACCAUCCUAGGAAGGAAGGAGUUUAAAGCUGAAUCAAGCCAAAUAUCAGUCACCAAACACUGUCAGAAAGCAGUGGGUGAGGUGGACGGUCGUCCUGUUGCUGUGGUCGACACUCCUGGUCUGUUUGACACAACUUUGUCCCAUGAAGAGGUUAAUGAGGAGAUGGUGAAAUGCAUCAGUCUUCUGGCUCCAGGACCACAUGUCUUCCUGUUGGUGUUACAAAUUGGCAGAUUAACACCAGAGGAGAAGGAGACAUUAAAACUCAUCAGGGAAGGCUUUGGGAAGAAUGCUGAACAGUUCACCAUCAUUCUUUUCACCAGAGGAGAUGAACUGGAACAUGACGAAAUAUCGAUUGAGAAAUACAUUGAAGAAAAAUGUGAUGACUCCUUUAAGAAGCUGAUUGCUGACUGUGGAGGAAGAUGCCAUGUGUUCAAUAACUAUGAUAAACACAACCACAAACACGUCAGUGAGCUGAUGACCAAGAUUGACACCAUGGUGAAGACAAAUGGAGGCAGCUGCUACACUAAUGAGAUGCUGCAAGAGGCCGAGGCAGCUAUAAAGAAAGAGAUGGAGAGGAUCCUGAAGGAGAAGGAAGAAGAGAUGAAGAAGGAGAGGGAGGAACUGAGAAGAAAAUAUGAGGAAGAAAUGCAAGAGAUGAAAAGAAGAAUGGAAGAACAGAGAGCAGAAAUUGAAAAGGAGAGAAAACUGAGAGAAAAAGAACUCAAAGAAAAGGAGGAGAAGAUAAAGAAGGAACGUGAGGAAAGAGAGAAAGAACAGAAAAUGAGAGAAGAAGAAGACAGGAAGAGAAAAGAACAGGAAGAAAUUAAACGACAGGAGUGGGAACAAAAAUUUGAAGCUUUGGAGCAAAAAUUAAAGUUAGAGUCAGAAUCAAAAGACAGAAAGCUGGAGGAGAGCAGAGAAGAGAUGAGGAAAGAACGAGAGAACUGGGAGAGAAAAAAAGAAUGGUGGGAGAAACGAGAUCAAGAAAAUGAACAGAGACGACAGGAAGAACAAACAAGACUGAAAAAGCUUCAAAAAGAGUUUGAACAGGAAAAAGAAAAUUAUGAAAAGAAGAGGAAUGAAGAGGAACAAAUCAGAAGAGAACAAGAGGAAAAAGAGAGAAAAGAUAAAGAGGAAAAACAAAGAGCAGAAAUUGAAAAGGAGAGAAAACUAAGAGAAAAACUACUUCAAGAAAAGGAGGAAAGGAUCAACAAGGAACGUGAGGAGAAAAAGAAAGAACAGGAAAUGAGAGAAGAAGAAGACAGGAAGAGAAAACAAGAGGAAGAAAUUCAACGACAGGAGUGGGAACAAAAAUUUGAAGCUUUGGAGCAAAAAUUAAAGUUAGAGUCAGAAUCAAAAGACAGAAAGCUGGAGGAGAGCAGAGAAGAGAUGAGGAAAGAACGAGAGGACUGGGAGAGAAAACAAAAAGCAUGGUGGAAGAGAAGAGAUCAAGAAAAUGAACAGGGACAACGCAAAGCAGAAAUAAAACUGAAAAAGCUUCAAGAAGAAUAUGGACAAAGGGAAAAAUGUUUAAAGAAAACAAUGGAAGAGGAACGAACCAGAAGAGAACAAGAGGAAAAAGAGAGAAAAGACAAAGAGGAAAAACGGAGAGCAGAAACUGAAAAGGAGAGAAAACUGCGAGAAAAACUACUUCAAGAAAAGGAGGAGAAGAUCAACAAGGAACGUGAGGAGAGAAGGAAAGAACAGGAAAUGAGAGAAGAAGAAGACAGGAAGAGAAAACAACAGGAAGAAAUUCAACGACAGGAGUGGAAACAAAAAGUUGAAGCUUUGGAGCAAAAAUUAAAGUUAGAGUUAGAAUUAAAGGACAGAAAGCUGGAGGAGAGCAGAGAAGAGAUGAGGAAAGAACGAGAGAACUGGGAGAGAAAACAAAAAGAAUGGUGGGAGAAACGAUAUGAAGAAGAUGAACAGAGACGACAGGAAGAACAAACAAGAUGUAGAAAACUUCAAGAUGAAUACGACCAGGAGAGAGAGAGAUAUGAAAAGAAGAGAAAAGAAGAGGAGCGACUCAGAAGAGAACAAGAGGAAAAAGAGAGAAAAGACAUGGAGGAGAACUAUAAGAAGAAAAUGGAGAAUCUGAUGAAGAGACAUGAAGAGGAGGCCAGAGAGAAAGCUGAAGAGUUCAAUGAAUUCAAAGAGAAAUACAAGAAGGAAUGUGCAGCUCUAAAGCAGGAGCAUGAGAGACAACUGAAAGACAAAGAGCAGCAGUAUGACCUCUUAAAGGCUCUUUCAGCUCACAAUGAAGAACAACUGAAGAAAAAACAUCAAGGUGAAAUUUGUGACUUAGUGAAAUGUGUGACCAGAAAGAAAGAAAAUCUGAAAAAAAUAAAAAAACUACUGAAAAAACACAAAAAAGAAAUGAAGGAAGUGAAAAAUGAAGAGGAAAAGAAGAAUCUGCAGAUGACACAUGACAGUCAAAUAAGUGACUUGACACAGGAACUCGUGAAACAAGUCGACACAUCAAGCUGUCACAUUUUAUGAUUCAUGUCACAACAGCAGAGCAGUUUCAGAUGUACUUCAUUCAUUCUGGAAUUAUUUGGUUUCAAUGACUGAAACUUGAAAGAAGCAGAGACUUCACUGUGAUAAUUUGCAGUGGACUACACUGUAAUGUUUAUCAUGGUCACAUACUGUAAACACUUCUCAUUGGCUGACAGGUGUCUAAAUCAGGAGCGAUGCUUCAGUCUUUAUUAUACCCUUGUUUUACUCAAAUUAGCAUGCAUAUGAUUUUUUUUUAACAUGGUGAAACCCUCUAAAAAUAGGCAACAGACUCUUCUCCCAUUGCCAGUAGACCAGAGACGCGUGCACAGCUCUGCAGUAGACAAGUACGCCUCAUGUUUAUUUUUCACUGAUGUGUCACUUUCAACGUCUCAAACAUGCCAGAAAACAGGUCACUAAACUAUACAGCAUGGAGGCCAAUAAAAAUGUCACUCUUAAUCUCACACUUAUUCAGUCUCUCUUUCAAACUUGGUGCUGCCUUAAUUUGAAAUGAUGUUCAAGCGCUGCUUGGAUGAAGACAGACAGUAUGUUGUGGCCGUUCAUCACUGCAUUGUGCUGGCAAAGGAGCUCAAAUUAGGGCAUCUACCUGGUGUCAUGUUACAUUUUUUGAUGUUUUUAUUUUCCUGUGUAAUUCUCUAAAGAUAAUGGCCAUUACAGAUGAUCUUUGUUUUCUUUUGAGUAUGAGAAAAGAACAUGAUGUUUGUCAUGGAAUGAAAUGAAAUGUUCAGAUGUUCUAUGUGAAUAUAAUUUCAAAUGUUCAUCAGAUGAAUGAACCUGAUAAAAACUGAAUGUUUUAAUGUUUCUUUGUUUUGGUUCAUGUCCAAUAAGAAUGGAAACUUUCUGACUGAUUA